Molecule: messenger RNA, 3993 nt
Organism: Lytechinus variegatus (green sea urchin)
Lineage: Eukaryota; Metazoa; Echinodermata; Echinoidea; Temnopleuroida; Toxopneustidae
Product: serine/threonine-protein phosphatase 6 regulatory ankyrin repeat subunit A-like
Exons: 5
Coding region: 1-3993 (1330 amino acids)
Molecular function (GO): protein binding
Source: RefSeq, a predicted model, not a curated record
AUGGGCGCAACGGACACCUCGUUGAUCACUCCAAAAGAGAACAUGUCAUCACAAAAUACUUCUGUAGUUACCAUUUCUGAACAAAUGACACCACAACAAGAUAAUACAGAUGGGGGCGAUAUUGUAUUGUCCAACAAUUCGUACAGACAGAAAGAGAUGUUAAACAGCAAACCUGCAUCUUUCACGACCAACUCGUCGAAAUCAGAUGAUAUGCGUACCCAACUAAAGGAAUGCAGGUUGCAGACAUUAGAUAUCACCAAAGUCUUAGACAACGACAGUAUUAAUGCUUUGGAAGAUUGGGAUACAGCAUACAACACACUCCUCGGAGAAAUAUCCUCUAGUGAUGCCAAUUGGUCUACACACGAUCUGCCACUCAAUCAUGACAUAGACAAGAUGGAUGAUGAAGGAUACACACCACUUUACAAAGCAGCUUUAGAGGGAAACCUCAAUGAGGUUGAGGGUCUAAUUUCACAGGAAGCAAACCUGGAUAAACCAAGCAAGGGAGGGCUUCGACCUCUUCAUGCUGCAGCUCAAGAGGGACAUGAAGACGUCGUUGAUUUCCUCAUCCUACAUGGAGCGGAUCCAAGUGUUGAAUGUGACAUGGGUCAGACACCCCUUCAUAAAGCAGCACUAGAAGGGUAUUCCAAUAUCAUAGACAGUCUUAUUGCAGAAGGGGUUGAUGUGAACAAGGAAGAUAACACGGGUUUUACACCAUUCAAUGCUGCCAUUCAAAACGCCCAUCUAGAAGCUGUCAAAUAUCUCAUUGAAAAAGGAGCCAAGCAGAACAGGUAUGAUGGAAUGACCCCACUCUAUGCUGCAGCUCAAUUCGGUCAUUUAGAUAUUGUAAAAUUCUUCAUUUCCAAUGGAGCUGAUGUAAAUGAAGAACAUGAUAAUGGGAAAAAUCCCUUACACGGAGCUGCAAUUAAAGGUGACAUGAGGAUCAUAGAAUACCUUAUCCAACAAGGGUCAGAUGUGAACAAGGCCGAUCCAAAAGGUUGGACACCAUUCAAUGCUGCUAUUCAAUAUGGUCAUCUAGAAGCUGUCAAAUAUAUGAUGGAUAGUGGAGCUAAACAGAACAGAUACGAUGGAAUGACCCCACUCAAUGCUGCAGCUGACUUCGGACAUGCAGAUAUUGUGAAGUUCUUAAUUUCAAGUGGAGCCGAUGUAAACGAAGAGAACAACAGAGGGAGGAUUCCUCUUCACGGGACUGCUUUUAGUGGUAACAUGGAGAUCAUGGAAUAUCUCAUUCAACAAGGGUCAGAUGUGAACAAGGCGGAUCCUAAAGGUUGGACACCAUUCAAUGCUGCUAUUCAAUAUGGUCAUCUAGAAGCUGUCAAAUAUCUCAUGGAUAGUGGAGCUAAACAGAACAGAUACGAUGGAAUGACCCCACUCAAUGCUGCAGCUGACUUCGGACAUGCAGAUAUCGUAGAAUUCUUCGUAUCCAAUGACGGUGAUGUAAAUGAAGAACUUGAUAAUGGAAAAAAUCCCUUACACGGAGCUGCAAUUAAAGGUGACAUGAGGAUCAUAGAAUUUCUUAUCCAACAAGGGUCAGAUGUGAACAAGGCCGAUCCAAAAGGUUGGACACCAUUCAAUGCUGCUAUUCAAUAUGGUCAUCUAGAAGCUGUCAAAUAUCUCAUGGAUAGUGGAGCUAAACAGAACAGAUACGAUGGAAUGACCCCACUCAAUGCUGCAGCUGACUUCGGACAUGCAGAUAUUGUGAAGUUCUUAAUUUCAAGUGGAGCCGAUGUAAACGAAGAGAACAACAGAGGGAGGAUUCCUCUUCACGGGGCUGCUUUUAGUGGUAACAUGGAGAUCAUGGAAUAUCUCAUUCAACAAGGGUCAGAUGUGAACAAGGCGGAUCCUAAAGGUUGGACACCAUUCAAUGCUGCUAUUCAAUAUGGUCAUCUAGAUGCUGUCAAAUAUCUCAUUGAUAGUGGAGCUAAACAGAACAGAUACGAUGGAAUGACCCCACUCAAUGCUGCAGCUGACUUCGGACAUGCAGAUAUAGUGAAGUUCUUAAUUUCAAGUGGAGCCGAUGUGAACGAAGAGAACAACAGAGGGAGGAUUCCUCUUCACGAUGCUGCUAUCAACGGUAAUAUGAAGAUCAUGGAAUAUCUCAUUCAACAAGGGUCAGAUGUGAACAAGGCGGAUCCUAAAGGUUGGACACCAUUCAAUGCUGCUAUUCAAUAUGGUCAUCUAGAUGCUGUCAAAUAUCUCAUUGAUAGAGGAGCAAAGCAGAACAGAUAUGUUGGAAUGACCCCCCUAUGUGCAGCAGCUUCAUUCGGCCAUUUAUAUAUAGUGAUGUUCUUGGUUUUCAAUGGAGCUGAUGUGAAUGAACAAAGUGAUAAUGGGAUGAUUCCUCUUCAUGGUGCUGCUGCUCGAGGCCAUGUAGAAGUCAUAGAAUACCUCAUUAAAAUGGGGUCUGAUGUUAACAGGCAUGAUAAAGACGGCUGGACGCCAUUUAAUGAAGCAAUUACGAGUGGUCAUUUAGAAACUGUCAAACAUCUCCUUAGAAAUGGAGCAUUACAAAAUAUAUAUGACGGAAUGACUCCACUUUAUAUCGCAGCACAAGCCGGUCAUUUAGAUAUCGUCCAGUUCUUGGUAUCCAAUGGUGUUGACGUCAAUGAGGUCGAUGACGAAGGGAUGAUUGCUCUCCACGCUGCUGCCCUUAACGGUAACAUAAAAGUAGUUGAGUAUCUCAUUCAGCACGGAUCUGAUGUUAACAAGACAAACAAUAAUGGACUGGCAGCACUCAAUGCAGCAAUUUUUCUGGGCCAUUUGGAAGUUGUUAAAUUUCUCAUCGCUAAAGGGGCCAAUUAUUUAAGUUAUGAAGGUAUGACCCCACUUUACAUCGCAACACAAUACGAUCAUAUCGACGUAGUGAAAUUCCUAGUAUCCAAGGGAUAUAAUUUGAACGAAGGGACUGAGAGCAAGAAAUCUCCGCUCCAUGCAGCAUGUUACAAUGGUAACAUCAAUAUGGUAGAAUACCUACUUCUCAACAAUUGUGAUGCAAAUCAACAAGAUCAAGAUGGAUGGACGCCACUUCAAGCUGCCUCACAAGAAGGAUAUCAACACAUAUCCGAUUACCUUUUAGUACAUGGGGCACACAUGAAGGAUAGUGAUGUUUUGGCAUUUAUGCAUACGUCGCCAAACUCAGGUCAUUAUACGCCAACAGAAGGAAUCCUGAAUACACACGACUGUGCUGAAGAUGAGACACGAGAACAAAAACAAAAUGACCAUCAGACAGCAAUGAAAGAGGAAUUUGUAACGGCAUCCAUGACAGACCCUCAGAAGCAGUCAUAUACAACACAUAUCCAAAACUCCAAACUAAACGUGCAAAAUAUCUACAGCGGGAAUACAUUAAUCAAAGCUGAUGCCGAAGAUGAAAGAUGUGCUGAACUCUCGUUGAUGGCACUCUCUACUGAGGCUUAUAAAGCUGAUGACCGCGCCAAUCAGGAGCUUAAUCCUUUCCCUGGUGCCAAGUCGAAAUCUUCUGACAAAUCUGAACAUGGUUCAACCCAGGAUGUCAUUGACGCAGUACAGAACAGCAUGACCAGGACACAAUAUGACCAAACCGAUGAUACAAGCCGUCCUGUCUGGCUCGGACCUCAGAAGUGGCAAUACAAAGUAUUUGGCCCACCAUUCUUACAAACCCAGAACAACUCCAUGACCAGUGACCAGAUUUCAGAAGACCCAGAUUCGAGAUGCUUUUUCUUAACUGAAGAGAUCGGACAAACCAGAAAACCUCUGAAUCCCAUCAAUAAAGGAAAUGAUCGUGUCAGUCACGGCGCUUCGUCGGAGUCAAACAGAACCCUAAGAUCAGAACCUUUACAAAUUGGUCAUCAAGUCGUCUACGACAAAGGACACCUCCCACACAUAGGUUCAACUUCUGCCAACACUGGAUGGAAAAUCUUGAUGAUUUUAGCUUUAGCCAUCCUUCUUGCAGGAUGUCCAGUUCACGUAGGAGCGGAUGUUACAACCGAAGAGAAAUAA